AUGGACCUGCGCACGAGCGUCGAGACACUGCGCGCUGGCGAUUGGUUCUACAAGUGGACAGCGAAGGGUGACUCAGUACACCGGCGGUGGGUCUGGAUCGACACGAAAGACUACUUGCUCGUGUGGAGCAAUUACGAGACCUACAGCCCCCACUUUUGUGGCAAUGUGCGCCUAGACCACAUCUGCCAAGUCACCUCACACGACCUGUCCAGCAUGGACGAGAACGGGCUCCCUAAGACGUACUAUGUGUUGCUCAUCAAGACGAGGAAGCGUGUGCUGCAGUUGGCGACGGAGCUAAAAUACAAGUGUGAUGCGUGGUUCGAGGCCUUGAAUAAUGUGAUGAGGUUCAUCCACCGUAAUGACAUGACGAAGGGUGCCCUGAUCCCUGACUGA
This is a messenger RNA of Leishmania braziliensis MHOM/BR/75/M2904, 393 nucleotides long. RefSeq lists its product as hypothetical. NCBI's taxonomy places the organism in Eukaryota, Euglenozoa, Kinetoplastea, Trypanosomatida, Trypanosomatidae. The record is from RefSeq and is a predicted model, not a curated record. Gene Ontology annotation, cellular component: cell cortex. Gene Ontology annotation, molecular function: phospholipid binding; protein binding. Gene Ontology annotation, biological process: maintenance of protein location in cell cortex. Bases 1 to 393 code for a protein of 130 amino acids. The transcript has a single exon.